AUGAUACGCAUUUUUAAGAAGGUCAAUCCUAAUUGGGAAAAAACAUUAAAUAUUAUGUCAGAUAAAGUUAUGUCAGAGAGACAAAUUUUAGGAAUAGAGUUCCCACAAGCAAAUUUGGAUUUAUGUUUGUUCCAUGUCUUAAGGACCUUUAGAAGGGAAUUGACAUUAGAGAAGAUGGGUAUUACAUCUGAAGAGAGACGUUUAUGUUUAGAGAUUUUGCAAAAAAUGACUUAUGCAAAAACAGAAGAAGACUAUGCCAACCUUUAUCAAUCUCUGAAAUCAACAAAAAUUAAUAGUGUUAUUUGUUAUUUUGAAGACAAUUGGCAUAAAAUACACAAUGAAUGGGUUGAGGGUCUGAAAUCAACAAAUCUAACAUUCCUGAACAGAACCAAUAACAGACUGGAAUCUUUAAAUCAAAAGAUAAAACAAUCCACAAGGGUAAUGCAAGAUCACAAAGCAAUAAAUGUUUUUCAUAAAAGACCUGUUAUUCUUUAUGAACCUGGUUCUGUUGAAGAGUCUUACAAGAAAUUGUUAAUACCUUAUGCAUUUAGUUUUGUUUUAAAGGAAUUAGAAUUAGCAUCAGAAGUAAGGUCAUUAAAAAAGCUUCCUCAAAAUCAAUAUGAAGUUACAACAACAUAUGCUAAAUUAAAAGUGACUGUUCUGUCUUGUGAUUGUGGGUUCAGGUCUGCAAUGCUAUUGCCGUGUAGACAUAUUUUUGCAGUUAGAAAAGUGGAAGAAGUUGAUUUAUUUAACAGAACACUGUGUUCACCAAGAUGGUCAUUAGACUACUAA
Molecule: messenger RNA, 792 nt
Organism: Hydra vulgaris (swiftwater hydra)
Lineage: Eukaryota; Metazoa; Cnidaria; Hydrozoa; Anthoathecata; Hydridae
Source: RefSeq, a predicted model, not a curated record